AUGUCGUCGCGCCCGAGCCUCUUCUCCGCCCAGCCGGACGCACAGCGCGCGCACUUCAGCGAUCUCGACGACAGCGGCGAUGAGCGGAAGAAGAAGCGAAUCAAGAAAGCUCCCGCCUCCACCGCACCUCCACCGCCGAAAUCCGCUCGCCGCAAGACAGCAUCGCUCGUAGGGAAGCGAAGAUUGCAGUCCACCCGCCGCCCGCGCCAGCUCUUCGAUGAGACCGACGACGAAGACGAGAGGCCUGAGGACCUGCUGCCCGACUAUCUCAAAAAGCGGCGCAACGACAUGGCCAUCCAGCACAAAGACGGCGGCGACAUGGGGCUGCGAUUGCCUCCGAAACACGACGAAACUGACACUGCUCCAGAUGAGCGUCUCGAGGCCAAACCGAGCCUGCCGGGCGUCACGCCUCCCCAGCCAUUCGAAAAAAUCAGGCUCGGCAAACAGACACACAUCCCCGCCUCGAUCGCCCAAUAUUUAAAACCAUACCAGAUCGACGGAGUGAAGUGGCUUUACAAAAAAUUCGAAAAUCAAGAAGGCGCGCUUCUCGGCGACGAUAUGGGUCUCGGAAAGACCAUACAGGUCAUUUCCUUUCUCACAGCCGCCUUCGGCAAAACCGGAGACGAACGAGACAGCAAGAGGAUGAGAAAAUUCAGAAAAAAAUCCCCGGGUGGGUGGUACCCACGCGUGCUCAUUGUGUGCCCGGGCACACUCAUUGAAAACUGGAAGGCAGAGUUCGACCGCUGGGGCUACUGGCUCAUCUACACAUACCACGGCAACGAGAAGGAAGCCGCCCUGGCAGCAGCAGAAGCCGGAAUGCUGGAGAUAAUGAUCACAACAUACGACACGUACAAGCGGGAUGAAAGCGCCAUCAACUGCGUGCCCUGGGACUGUGUGAUCGCAGACGAGUGCCACACCAUCAAAGAGCGCACAUCACAAAACACCAAAGCGAUGAGCAACAUCAACGCCCUCUGCCGUAUUGGACUGAGCGGCACCGCAAUACAAAACAAGUACGAAGAGCUGUGGACACUUCUCAAUUGGGCAAAUCCUGGCUGCGUCAGCUCAGUCGGAAACUGGAAGAGCACGAUAUGCGUACCACUGAAGAUGGGCCAAAGCCACGAUGCGACCCUAUCGCAACUCGCCAAAGCUCGACGCAUAGCAACACAGCUCUCGCAAAACCUCCUUCCCAACUUCUUUAAGCGCCGCACCAAGGCCUUGAUCGCACACCAGCUGCCCAAAAAGAGCGACCGCGUUGUAUUCUGCCCUCUCACCGAAACACAAGUCACUGCCUACCAGAACUUCACCGACUCCGAGCUUGUGCAUGCCAUUCGAGACGCCUCUGAACCAUGCUUUUGUGGCUCGGGCAAGAAGCAAGGCUGGUGCUGCAGAAGAUAUAUCGAAGGCUUCGGCGAGUGGCAACACCAUGUCUUCCCAGCGCUUGUCACAUUACAGAAGCUUGCGAACCACGUUGCAUUGAUGGUACCAAAGGCCGAGUCUGAUGCUGAGCGACUCGAAAAGGACUUGGAGAAGCUUAAGAUUGCACUCCCGGACAGUUGGGAGGAAUGGUACAGUAACAGAGAAAAUCUGGCGUACCUGGCAAAGCCCGAGUUCUGCGGAAAGUGGAACGUCCUGAAGAAGUUGAUGAAGUUAUGGUACGAGAACGGCGACAAGGUUCUCAUCUUCUCUCAUUCGGUCAGACUGCUUCGAAUGCUGGAUCUCUUACUGAAGUUCAAGACCGACUACAACCUCUGCUUCUUGAACGGCAGCAUGUCCUACGCAGAACGACAAAAGGCAGUAGAUGAUUUCAACUCCGACCCAAGCCAAUUCGCAUUCCUCAUCUCAACCAAGGCUGGAGGCGUCGGACUGAAUAUCACGAGCGCGAACAAGGUCGUUGUCGUUGACCCGAACUGGAACCCUGCGUACGACCUUCAAGCCCAAGACAGAGCAUACCGUAUCGGUCAGACCCGCGAUGUCGAAGUCUUCCGCCUUGUCUCCGCCGGCACCGUAGAGGAGAUUGUAUACGCACGCCAGAUCUACAAGCAGCAACAAGCCGCCAUCGGGUACAAUGCUUCCAUCGAGCGCCGCUACUUCAAGGGCGUCCAAGACCAGAAAGACCAGAAAGGCGAGAUCUUCGGCCUAGCAAACCUCUUCGCCCCAAAUCAGACUAAUGUUGUGCUCCGAGACAUCGUCAACAAGACAAACAUCGCCGAAAGCAGAGCAGGCGUCGAAGUCGCUGGGCUAGACCUUGAAGUCAGCCAAGAAGAUGAAGGAGACGAACUCAACCCAGACCAAGAAGACGCCGCGAUCCACGCCCUCGCUGCCGAAAUCAUUGACGAACCAGGCCGAAAGCGCAAACUUGCGCAAGAGACGGCGAAGAAGCGUGACCCCGUACAAGCGAUUCUGGCUUCGGCUGGCGUUGCGUAUACCCAUGAGAACGCGGAGGUUAUUGGCACGAGUAAGAUCGAGACGAAGCUGUCGAGCAGAGCACAGAAAGGCGCGGAUGACCCAGACUACAUCAACGAAUUCGCUUUCGCUCGCUCUCAGCAUUCACAGACCACGGUGCCGGCGGAUAGGGAUAUGAGAAAUGACAGAGUUUACGAGGAAAACGGAGAUGGCGAGGUGGACACAAGUGAGGAGGUCAAAGUGAAGUAUCGGUUCCAGCCGCCGGAGGAAGUGAGACGGCGUCAGUUUUGCAGCAUGGCCGCUCAGUUCGGGUACGAUGACGUCGCGGAGUUUGCGCUGGUGGUGGAGGGGUGGACGCAGCAGCAGAGACGGGACUGCCUGGAGACUUUCUACAGGCAGAGGAAAAGUUUAGUUGUUUAG
Molecule: messenger RNA, 2823 nt
Organism: Cercospora beticola
Lineage: Eukaryota; Fungi; Ascomycota; Dothideomycetes; Mycosphaerellales; Mycosphaerellaceae
Molecular function (GO): ATP binding; ATP-dependent chromatin remodeler activity
Source: RefSeq, a predicted model, not a curated record